Molecule: messenger RNA, 1074 nt
Organism: Oppiella nova
Lineage: Eukaryota; Metazoa; Arthropoda; Arachnida; Sarcoptiformes; Oppiidae
Source: the annotation of a GenBank genome assembly
AUGUUCACCAAAUGUAUUGCCGUAGAGUUGGGACACAAAGGCAUUCGUGUUAAUAGUGUUAAUCCCGGGGCAGUUAAAACAGACAUUGGUCGUGACGAUACAGUUGGUCAAAGUGGUGUUAUACCCUGGUAUGAAAAAUUUGGGAAACUAUACCCUGUAGGGCGACAUGGAGUGGGAGACGACAUCGCAAACGCUGUGCUAUAUUUGGCAUCAAAUGAGAGUUCAUUCAUAACGGGAAGUGUUUUGGUGGCCGAUGGCGGACAUCUCGCCGCUAAUAUGUCUCUUACCCAUAACUUUGUGGGAAAGGUAGCCCUAGUGACCGGGUCCAGUUCAGGCAUAGGUGCGGCCACUGCCAUACUGUUUGCCAAAUCGGGUGCCAAUGUUGUGGUGACGGGACGUAAUGCCACAAAAGUGUCAGAAGUGGCCAAACAGUGUCUCAAUGUGUCUCCAAAAGGAUUGAAAGCACUGGAAGUGGUGGCAGACGUUACCAGAGAUGAAGACCUCGUAAGACUUGUGGACACAACUGUCCAAACAUUUAGCAAAAUAGAUAUUCUCGUGAAUAAUGUUGGCACUGAUGAAUCUGCACCAAUUUGGAGUACUGAUUAUAUGGACAUAUUUAAAAAGACUUGUAAAAUAAACUUGGAUUCUGUGGUAUUUCUGACACAUAUUUGUGUCAAACAUUUGGAGAAAACUAAAGGAAAUAUUGUUAACAUAUCCGCCGUUUCAAGCACUCAAACGUUACCACAAUAUUCGGCAUAUUGUAUGUCAAAGUCAGCGCUGGAUAUGUUCACCAAAUGUAUUGCCGUAGAGUUGGGACACAAAGGCAUUCGUGUUAAUAGUGUUAAUCCCGGAGCUGUUGAUACAAUUACUAAAGAUUUGACCCACGAUUAUGAUGUUUAUAAUGUCAACAUUUACGCAAAACUAUAUCCUGUGGGCCGGUAUGGUGUGCCCCAGGAUAUAGCUAAUACUGUGCUAUAUUUGGCGUCCAAUGAAUCGUCAUUUAUUACGGGAACAGGUCUUGUGUCAGAUGGUGGACAUCUGGCCGCUAAUGUCAACAUUUCUCAAUUGCAAUAG